This is a messenger RNA of Poecile atricapillus (Black-capped chickadee), 1508 nucleotides long. RefSeq lists its product as uncharacterized. The record is from RefSeq and is a predicted model, not a curated record. The transcript has 4 exons. Bases 1 to 801 code for a protein of 266 amino acids. NCBI's taxonomy places the organism in Eukaryota, Metazoa, Chordata, Aves, Passeriformes, Paridae.
AUGACCUUUUCCCUCCUUCAGCAGGCAGCCAACACAAGCACAACAAUCCGCGCCGCCCGCCCGCCGCCGCGGGGCUAUAAAAGGGGGAAUGGCCCGGCAGCCGCGCUCGGAGCAUCCCCGGCAGCGGCGGAGCCUCUCCCGCUGCCCAGCCCGGGCUCCUGCCCGCAGCAAUUCCCCCCGGGACAUGGGAGGGGGACGUUUCCAGAGCCCCCCGAGCGCGCUGAGGCUCGGCAGGAGGAGGAUGAGGAGGAUGAGGAGGAUGAGGAUGAGGAAGAUGCCGCUGGGCGCACCCGGGGAGCCGCAGCCCCGGCGGGGUCCGGAGGUGGAGGUUUUGCUGUUCCUGGAGGGAAGGAAUUCCACCGGCCGCGGGAGCUGCUGGAAUCUCCUCGUGCCGGCGCUGAGGACACCAGGCCGUGCCCAGGGCUGGCACUCGUCCCCUCGGCCAGGGAACGGCUCCCAAGGCAGGAUUUGUCCCUGGAUGUCUCCUCUGCACCGGGACCCCGAGCCCUGAGCCUCGGCUGGGAUUUGGACGCUCCCUCCCGUCUGCACGGCCGGGGGGCUGCAGGCACCUGCUCCUCCCAAAUCCCGCGGAUUUACAGCUUCUGGCACCUUCCUGCUGGGACUGGCUCCGUCCCAGGGAAUCUCCCGAGGGACAGAUGUGGGAAAGCAGCACUUAGAGGCUACAAUUCCUUCUUUUUCUGUGCUGCUCCUGAAUCCUGGCUCUGGAGGAGGAAGGAUCCCAUGCACUCCUGGAGGACAAAUCCUGCUGCUCCAAGGGCCCGUGCUGAAGGCUCGGGGUGAGGGACAGAGGGGACAGCCAGGACACGCAGGAGCAGCUCCUGAGGCUGCAGCUGCAGCUCAGGGACAGCGAUGGAACCUCAGGCCUGGGAGAGGUUCUUCCCUCUCCUCCAGCCCCAGCUCCACACCCGGAACCUGCCCGGGCUCCAUCCCCUCCCCGUGAGGAGGAUCCCACCAGGAGCUCAGCUCCUGCCACACGGAACUGACAGGACUCCGUUUUCUGCUGGCCUUUGGGAAUUGUCCUCUUGGAUCCUGGUGAUGGAUGGAUGGUGAAGAGCUCCUGGCUCAAGCAGCAGCUCAGUGUUUUCCUCUGGCAAGGACCGAGUGCUUGCCCAGUUUCCAGUGGAUUUUUUUGGUCUUUAUUUUUACCCCUCUGCUCUUUUUUUUUUAAUUUUUGCUGCUUUUUGGGGGUUUGGGUGUUUCCUGUGGAUACUGGAGCUGCAGCGGAUCCCGUGGUGGGAACUGGAGCCUUUGGAAGAGCAGGAGCUGAGCUGGUGCUGGGGUUCCCAGCACCCUGAGCUGGGUGGCCUCGGGAGGGUCCUUCUGCCACACCUGGAACCUCCCAGUGGAUCCCAGUCCAGGUGGGAGCGGGAAGCAGGCGCAGGAACCGGGGAAAAGCCGAACCUCAGCGAGGGGAAUGUCCCAAUGAGGGCAAAGUCACCCCCAGAGACAAUUAAAUUGCAUUUAAUAAACCCCUCUGGCUCCGUGAG